Huiozyma naganishii CBS 8797 is the source of this 1524-nucleotide messenger RNA. It is a transcript of the gene ETP1, whose product is annotated as Etp1p. Gene Ontology annotation, molecular function: ubiquitin protein ligase activity; zinc ion binding. The record is from RefSeq and is a predicted model, not a curated record. Gene Ontology annotation, biological process: protein ubiquitination; Ras protein signal transduction. The transcript has a single exon. The coding region runs from base 1 to 1524 and encodes 507 amino acids. Lineage: Eukaryota; Fungi; Ascomycota; Saccharomycetes; Saccharomycetales; Saccharomycetaceae. Gene Ontology annotation, cellular component: cytoplasm.
AUGAACAGAGAGAACGAUACAGUCGUGUCGGAGUACAUGGGCCAUGGGAUCAUCCGGUUGUUUAAAUUGCGGGGGGAAGUUACCACCCCUGCUGGGGAACAAUCCACUGUGACGGUGCCGGGGGACGAUACAAUGGUCAGCAUCUUGUUCGUGCCGACCUACUUCACCGUACACGACCUGCUACACUUUUAUAUAGGCGACGAGAUCGUCAAUAACCAGAUCAGCAACUUCCGGAUCUUGCAGAACCACGACGAAGGUGUCGGGUUCAACUUCAUGGUGCUGAUGAAGUUCAAGGAUCCGAUGAACGCAAAGAGGUUUAAAGAGGACUUCAACGGCAAGAGUUUCAGCAAGAUGGACCCAGAGAAGUGUCAUGUGGUGUUCAUAAAGGAGGUGGUCUUUCAAGAGAGACUGUUCGACCUGACAGACGACGACGAAAGGCUGCCCUACUUGCUGACUGACCCGUUCACGCAGCUGGAGAAACCAGGGGGGCGCCUCGUGGAGUUGCCCGCGUGCCCGGUGUGCCUCGAGAGGAUGGACUCCGAAACGACAGGGCUCAUCACCAUUCCCUGCCAACACACUUUCCACUGCCAGUGUCUCAACAGGUGGAAGAAUUCAAAGUGUCCUGUGUGUCGGUACUCCAGCUUCCGACUCAGCAGGGACACGCUGAUGCGGACUUCCCGAGGGACACCAAAGUGCCACACGUGCGGUGCCGCGGACAACCUAUGGAUAUGUCUCGUCUGCGGGAACACCGGGUGCGGGAGGUACAACUCCAAGCACGCCAUACAGCACUACGAGGAGACCUCGCACUGUUUUGCAAUGGACAUCAAGACGCAGCGGGUCUGGGACUACGCCGGCGAUAACUACGUGCACCGGAUCGUCCAGAACGAGGUCGACGGGAAGCUUGUCGAGGUCAGCGGGAAUGACGCGGCAGCGGUGCAGGGGGACAACCUUGCGGGGGACAACCUUGCGAGGAACACGCCCGCAGAGGACCACCAGGGAAAGGACCUGGACUUGGCGGAGAACUUCCUGAGAAACAAGGAGUACCACCUCGAGUACGUCCAGGUGCUCAUCUCGCAGCUGGAGUCGCAGCGAGAGUACUACGAGGGAAAACUUGCACAGUGCGCUGAGGAAAGGAGCGUAGGUGCCCCCGCGGGCGCACUCGCGGAUAUGCAAGCACAAGUCAAGAAAUUGGCGGAAAGACUCGACCGGGCGACCUUUGAGAUGGAUAAAGAGCGCGGGGAGACCAAAUUGCUCGUCCGCGGGCUUCAAGAAAACGUCACGCACCUAACGAAGCAGAACGAGUCCCUGGAGAAGUCCCGAGAGACCUUGCGGGCGGAGAAGACCGACGUCGAGGAGCAACUCCGCGAUAUCAUGUUUUACCUCGACACGCAGAACAAGUUUAAGGACGCGACGGAGGAGGAGAGGGAUGGAGCUGUCGUUAUACAACCUACACCGGGCAUCACAGAUCCUGCGAAGAAGAACCCCAAGAAGAAGAAGAAGAAGAAGAAGAAGCAGCUCCCCUGA